This is a messenger RNA of Salvia miltiorrhiza (redroot sage), 1106 nucleotides long. RefSeq lists its product as uncharacterized. The transcript has 4 exons. The coding region runs from base 322 to 759 and encodes 145 amino acids. The record is from RefSeq and is a predicted model, not a curated record. Gene Ontology annotation, cellular component: nucleus; cytoplasm. Lineage: Eukaryota; Viridiplantae; Streptophyta; Magnoliopsida; Lamiales; Lamiaceae.
AAACAAUUUAUUCAAAAAUCUAAAUUUGUAAACGUAUAUAGUACCAUAACCUGUCUCCGCGAAAUGGCGGCCUUCGUGGCGACGCUAUUUACAGAAAACGCAUUUCUUCAAUUCAUUUCUCUCUCUCUCUCUCUCUCUCUCUCUCUCUCUCUCAAAUUUUCCAUUUCUUUCCGCUCAAUUUCUGCUCGCACCUUAUCCUGUCGCAGUAGCCGUGAACUCGAAAUCAGAAUUCCGCCUUUUGUUUUUCAGCUACAAGAGGCUCGCAGAUAAGAAGAAAGACUCUUUUUUUUUUUUUGCGAAAUUCUACUGAUUUGAGUAGAAAUGAUGUGGGAUGAGUGGUACGAUUUCGAGCACAAAGAAGAACCUGAAGAUAAUUCUCACUUCAAUUUCGAUUUCUUCUCCGUUUUAUCAAAACCUAAGGACUAUUACAAGAUUUUGGAAGUUGAUUAUGAUGCUUCGGACGAAGCUAUUCGAUCCAACUACAUCCGUCUUGCUUUGAGAUGGCAUCCUGAUAAACAGAAGAGUGAGGAGACUGCCACUUCCAAAUUUCAGGAAAUCAGUGAAGCUUAUCAGGUUCUGAGUGAUCCUGUAAAACGACACGAAUAUGACAAGAAGGGCAUGCUGUAUGCAUAUGACAGCAACAUUGCGGUGACCUCUCAGCCUCCAUUCGUUAUAAAUCAUCUAGAAUUUUAUGAUGCUCGUAAGGACCAUCCACAGCUCAUUCUUUUCUAUUUUCGGGGAAAUGCAGGAUUAUCUUAAUCGCUACAAGAGCCUCAUUCUCACGUGCAACGGCCUUGGUAUGAAAUGCUCGAUAUGGUGAUUUUACAUCUUGCUAGCUAGUCCGUAGUGGAUAGAUUUUGCGUCUGCAGCAGGCUUUUUUCCAGAACUGCAAGGACGAAGCCGGAUCAGAAUGCAGUUUUACACAAUUUUCACAACUGAUGCCGUGUAUGUAGGCGUAGAAACUUCAAAGAGGCAUAUCAUGUGACAUGUUUUUGCUGUAUAUCCCUAUAACUGCCUCUAGAUAAAAUGAACAACAAUUGUUACGAUCUUCGAUUCGUGUUAUAAGGUUUCGAGUUCCUUUCAAGGAGUCAACGACACUUGAUCGU